Messenger RNA from Lingula anatina, 2671 nucleotides. Its product is annotated as coiled-coil domain-containing protein 6. The record is from RefSeq and is a predicted model, not a curated record. NCBI's taxonomy places the organism in Eukaryota, Metazoa, Brachiopoda, Lingulata, Lingulida, Lingulidae.
CCUCGGUCCCAUAACAUCAAAAUGGCUGACAGCUGCAGUGAGAUGGAAGCAGAGAGCGAUACCAGUUCUGUCGAUGGGGGCCCUACAUUAAAGAUUUCGUCCCCAAGCCAACUGGAGCAGCUAGCGAAGAGAGUGGAAUCUCUUCAACAAGAAAACAGAGUGUUGAAAAUCGAGCUGGAGACGUACAAGUUGAAAUGUAAACAGCUGCAGGAAGAAAACCGAGAGUUGCGGAAAGCCAGCGUAUCAAUUCAAGCUCGAGCAGAGCAAGAGGAGGAAUUUAUCAGCAACACCCUCUUGAAAAAGAUACAGAGCCUGAAGAAAGAAAAAGAAACAUUGGCCAUGAACUAUGAGCAAGAAGAAGAAUAUCUGACAAAUGAUCUGUCCAGGAAAUUGAUGCAGUUGCGGCAGGAGAAGGUUGAAUUGGAGCAGACCCUGGAGAAGGAGCAAGAGUAUCAGGUCAACAAACUGAUGAGGAAAAUUGAGAGACUAGAAGCUGACACCCUGUCUAAACAAACUACUCUGGAACAGCUUCGCCGAGAGAAGAUUGAACUUGAAAAUGCUUUGGAACAAGAGCAGGAGGGUCUAGUCAAUCGUUUGUGGAAGAGGAUGGACAAACUGGAAGCAGAGAAGAGGAUGUUACAGCAGAAGUUGGAUCAACCGGUGUCCUCCCCUCCCUCACCAAGGGAUAUCAACAAUGGAGACACUGCCGCCAAUCUCACGCAGCACAUAAAUCGUCUGAGGAGUGAAGUAUCUAGGCUCAGAAAUCAACUAGUCACAGCACAGGCAGAGCAUGUCCAGAAGAUGGCUCAUUAUCAAGAAGAAGAGAGACACAUCAGAGAGGAAAACUUACGUUUACAGAGAAAACUGCAGAUGGAGAUGGAACGCAGGGAGUCUCUGUGCAGACAUCUUUCAGAGAGCGAGUCCAGCCUCGAAAUGGAUGAUGAAAGACAUUUCAAUGAGAUGACAAAGCAGCAUGAACAUCAGCAUGGCAAGCAGGAGGCUGGUGCCCGCCCUAGAACCGUGUCCAGUCCAAUCCCUUACCAGUCUCCUUCACCCAGUAGUGCAAGGCCUAUCUCUCCAGGUCUGGGUCACCUCCCGCCUGCAGUGACCCCCCCUGGGCCCGUGCGGUGUAGAGAGUGCGGCUUUGAAAUGCAACUUGCUCAUUCUUCUCCUUCCCAUUACUCCCACUUUCUGCCAGGGACUUCCCCACCAGUUUUUAGUCACAUUGCCAAUAGAGCCAGACCUGUUCCAGACAAGUUUGCCAAGCCAGCUCCCCCUGCUCAACAAACUCCAGACAAGUCAAACCCAAAAACUUAAACAUAGAUGGAGCCUUGUUCAAGACAAGAUUUUCCAGAUUGUCAUCAGUGCGCAAGAGCUUGAUAUUGUUUGCCUUGUGUAUUGUUUUUGUCUGCCAUGCAGAGGUCAAAUACCAGCAUUAGAGAACUUUAUCAACACGAAGGAAUGUCAAAUCUGUGGCAUAAAACUUGGAUGAAAUAGUACACAUACACACGUGCAAAAUAAUUAAAAUUUGAAGAUUUGUUGUUGUCAUUGUCUGACAUGCUUGGCUUUUGUGAAGUGACUUGGCAUCCUUAAUAUCAUUGCCAAGCUUCUGUUGCUGAAAGUGUACUAAAAUCAGAUGAAGCCAUCAUUGACUUAGUAACUGUGCACAGAUUAUACAAGAGUAAAAGCAAGUUGUUGACAUUUUGGAUUUGACAUUCAGUGAAACACUUCAGAUGUUAAUAUCUUUAUUUUUACUAGUGUACAAUGUUAAGUUCUACUUUUCUCAGAGCUAAAUUGUCUGUACAUUAUUUGAAGAGUGCACCUUAGCCUAGCCCAUAUUUUCCAAUUUUGUUGUGAAAAUAAAUUAUGUCCAGCUAUACUUCAAAGCAGGUGAUGGGCUUCCUUAAUUAAAGGGAAAACAUGCUUCAUUGCAAAGCAUUUUUAAAGAAUCUGUGAGUUGGAAUACUUACAGGAAGUGAGACACUUAUUUUGAAAAUCUGGUGAGCAUUGUAUACAAGCAGUGUACCAGAAUUUACUUUAGAAUUAUUCACUUUAGUAAAGUAAAAAAAGGAUCCACUAUUUGAAUUUGUAAGAUAGCAUUGUUAUGAGUUGCAAAAUGGAUUCUAGUCCUUUAUUUAUUUAUUUAUUUAUUUAUUUAUUUAUUUUUGCAGAAAAGAUUAUUGAUAUAAGUUGCCAAGUCGUGUAUUUUGGUUGUGAAUUACAAGGCCCAUAUAAGUGAUAUUUGUUAUGUUUUAAAUGGGGAUGCUGCUUCAUGCAUUUCAAUACAUAUGCCAUUGCCUUAAAUAUAUGCCUCAGCUUUAAUUUCUUAAAUAACAUGAUUUAAUUUGUUUUAUAGUUGAGGUAAAUAUUUGUUUCCUGGUGUUGAUGUUCCAUGUAAUAGACUACACAUUUAAAUGGAUAAUUAUAGUUUUUUUUUGUGCUCUAUCAGACGUUCCUGCUGUUUAAGUUUUCUUCUACAUAGCUCAUUCUCUUUUUCUUUUUGUGCUGAUCAGUGACGGAUUACUUAUAAUUAUAUAAAAAUGGAAAACGAGCAAGAUGCUCUGUUUAAGGUAGUUUACAGCCUGUGAUAUUUAUGACACAUGACAGUUAAUGAUCAAAGGCAAUGUUUAGAUUUUAACAUAUACUUAAUUUUCAAACAUUAAUUCCCUUU